Ctenopharyngodon idella (grass carp) is the source of this 2865-nucleotide messenger RNA. RefSeq names its product microtubule-associated protein 6b (gene map6b). The coding region runs from base 463 to 1605 and encodes 380 amino acids. Lineage: Eukaryota; Metazoa; Chordata; Actinopteri; Cypriniformes; Xenocyprididae. Gene Ontology annotation, cellular component: microtubule; cis-Golgi network; Golgi-associated vesicle. The transcript has 3 exons. Gene Ontology annotation, biological process: regulation of microtubule cytoskeleton organization; cytoskeleton-dependent intracellular transport; microtubule cytoskeleton organization. Gene Ontology annotation, molecular function: calmodulin binding; microtubule binding. The record is from RefSeq and is a predicted model, not a curated record.
GCAGAAAUUGUGAAGCAGUGGGUGGAUGCGCGAUGUGUGUCAGUCUUGAAAUGGUUAAACGAGCGGCGUCUCCACCCGAUGCUGUCCAGACGCUGACGGCUGCAGGUGACAGUUUAGUCCGCAGAUCACGAGCGUUUUCCGAGGAAACACGAGAACCGGGGCGGUGUCUUUGUCGUACAGCUAUCGCCUGAGAGGGUGUCUUUGCUGUACUCUAAAGGCAUAUCUAAUUUGUAACUGUUAGAAAACAAUCGCAUCGAAAUUACUUAGCCGCUGCUGAGAGGAGUGCGCACGCGCGUGCGCUACGCUACAAGGGAUUUCAAGAGUCUGGAUUUCUCGCAUCACACGGAGCAUUAAUAGGACGAAGCUUCGCUGUCCUGAUAACAUUUAGAUUUUAUACAUUGUAUUCCUCAUCUCUGAAGUGUUUCUCUUCAGAUUCAAGCCUUCGCCUCGUCGUUAUCGAUCAUGGCAUGGCCCUGUAUAACCAGGGCUUGCUGCAUCAACCGCUUCUGGAGUGAGUUGGACAAAGGUGACAUUGCAGUGCCUUUGGUUUUCACGAAGUAUUCAGACGUGGCCGAGGUGCAACAUCUGCACCCUCAACCCAAACCAAUAAUAUCACAGAAGCCGGUCACCACAGAAGCUCAACCUGCCCAUAGCGCUCAGCAGGAGGCGUUGGCCAGAGCGACUCACGGCGCUGCUGAUGCCGCAGCAUCAUCAACUCAAGAUGGGUCAGGCGCUUCUGUGAUGCGCGAGGAUUUCAAAGCCUGGAGUGUGCGUCCGGAACGAAGCUGCAAACCCAGAAACGAGUAUCAGCCAUCAAAGACCCCUUUCAACAACGUGACUCAGUACCAGAAAGAUUAUAAACCGUGGCCAAUUCCGAAAAAAGGAGAUCAUCCGUGGAUUCCCAAACCCACUCCUGCUGCACCCUGUAAGGCCGAGGGCAAGUUCUCCAAACAGGAGCAGGCCACUACUGAGGUUGAAACCGGUGUGGAAAAAUGUGAGAUUGAGGAAAAGCAGCAUGAAAAAGAUAGUAAAGAAAGGAGAAAGAAGUUAGACAAAAAAGAGCACGUGUCAGAGGGGAUCAAAAUGGAGCAAAAUGUUACAGCGGAGGGAAAGAGGAGGUCAGCUGCAGAUGCUCUCAACAGGCAGAUUAAGCAGGAAGUCACAUCUGGAAGCUCAUAUAGGACGGAGUUCAAGGCUUACACAGAUGUCAAACCAGUGAAACUCAUCAAAGCGAAAUCUCAGUACAAACUCCUAGUGGAGGAAAAAACCAACCUGGAGACCAGUUACAGCGCCACCUUUAAAGGAGAGCAGGCCAAACCUCAGGCCACAGACAACAAGCUGAUGGACCGCCGUCGGAUACGAAGCCUGUACAGUGAACCAAGCAAAGAGUCCAGCAAGGUGGAGAGGCAUCAUUUAUCACUUUCCAAGCCAAAAAAGACAACAAGCCAUAGCAAAACAAUGAAAAAAGCAAAGGAGAAGCCAAUCGCUGGGAGUCAAGCUGCCAAGAAGAAAACCUCAGUGAGCAACCAGGAGCCAAAGCCAGAGGGAGGGGUCACCAAGAAAAGCAAAGAAAUGAUCAACAGACUAGCCGAGGCAAAAGAUUAAGUGCACUUUUGUGUUUGGGGGGUUGAGGAGGCUAUAAUAUGGAAUAGAGGACUCUCAUCCCCAUGUUCAUGACUUUACUCUAAUGGCCCGACUCUGAUGGUGUCUCUACCUACGUAUUGUAGUGGAUCAAGGCUUGUCUGCUUGAUUUGUCUUGACUGUGCGGCCACUGUCCCGUCUAUUAUGAAUCUAUCUUUGCUUUUGCCCCGCAUCCCUUUCCAUAUACAUCAAUAGCUUUCUCUGUGGCAAAGAUGAUUCACGGAUCCUUGUUGCAUGCUGCCUCUGAGCAAAUGGCCAUAAGCCUUAUUAUAUAAGAUAAGGUUUUUGCUUUAUCUUGCACUGAAAGAUAUUUACUGGUUGUUUCUUUCAAGCAAACUCAUUUAAUGUGAUAUGAACUUCAUUUGAAGAAGUAUAUGGACCACUCUAAUUAGAUGCACCAAUAGCAUUGCUCAAACACAUAAUAUUUUUCACGACACAUUCAGAUUAUAGCAAUAUUAUAUUCCUCACUUACAAUCUACAAUGAACACAAGAAUGUCUAAACAUCUCAAAUCGCAUGUUUAAAGAUUGUGUGACACUGGAAAUUAGCAGUUAGGAGCUUCACGAGUCAACAAGCGCACCAUGUUUAGCAAAUGAACACGAUCCAGAAUCAAAAUAAGUAUUUCAGUUCUUUCAACAACAGUGCCAGUCAGCAGGCAUUGUUUCUCUUAAAGUGUGAUUGUUACCUUGUAGUGUAAAGCAUUAUGCUAUGGAAACAUGCUUACGCUUAGCUUGCUCUGCUCUCAAUAAAAAGCAACAUUCAGAUGUGAUUUCAUAUGCUCCAUGCGAUGUAAUAAGAGAAUUUGCUGAUGUAAACCUAAACCUGCCUGCUUUCCCUGCAUAUAAUAUUGAUGAUUGAAUUGGGAAGGAUGCUGCUAACCAUACAGCUGAGGUCUAUGCGAUUGACAGACAGAAGCAUGCCCAUCAUAGUCAUCUGUAUGUUAAUCAUCAUUCUGACCCGAUCUGUUCUGUGAGCAUGGUCCGGAGGGGUGAGAGCCUUCUCAGUGUAAAUCUACAGCCUCUUGGUCCCGAGCUUCUCCUGGGUUGUCCUACACGUGCUGUGCACACCAUUCUAGGUGCUAUCCUCAAGCUAUGCUUUCCAUAACAGUAGUGCCUGUAUAUUGAGCAACAUAGGGCCAUCAGAUGUCCAAGUGGUAAUUCUAAGUGUGAUGUGCUUAUGUUGUGUGAGCUUGCAUUGAAUGAAAUUGAUUAAAAUCAUUAAAUGAA